AGGCUGCCGCUGGUUCAAAUCCCAUCGUUCGAGUACCUGGUCCCUGCCGUGGUGCUGAGCUCCCACCUGUCCCGCACGGACAGGAACGGCACGGCUGUGGCCAUCGCGUGCCCUGCCCCGCGCUGCGCCGUCACAGGGAGCCAGGCCGCCUCGCUGCGAGAGGUCUCCGGAGCCGUGGUGGUGUCCGGGCUGACCCGGCUGGCUCUGGGGAUGUCGGGCGUGUGUGGCUGGGCAGCGCGGCGCUGCGGGCCCAUGGUGCUGGCCCCCAGCCUCUCCAUCAUCGGGCUGUCCGCCUACAAGGAGGCCGCCUUCCUCUGCUCCGCGAGCUGGGGGGUAGCGCUGCUGCUCAUGCUCCUCACCGUCACCUUCUCCCAGCACCUGGGGUCCUGCCGCCUGCCCUUCUGCGCCUGGCCCCGUGCCCCGGGGGGCUCCGUGGAGCCGUCCGUCCCCACCCUGCGCACGCUCUCGGUCCUGCUCCCCUUCGCUGCCGUCUGCAUCGUCUGUGCCAUCCUCCAGCACCUCCGCGUCCCCUGGGACUCGCUGGACCCGGCCACAGCACGCUUUCCCUGGGCCAACGGCACCUUUCACCCCCCUUGGCUCCAGCUGCCCUAUUCAGGCGAGUGGCCGCUGCUCACCCCCCGGGCGCUGGCGGUGGGCAUCGCCAUGGCCGUCGGCUGCAGCGUGAACUCGGCGGGCUGCUACGUGCUCUGCGGGAGGCUGCUGCGGGCCCCCCGGCCGCCCCAACACGCCUGCAACCGGGGGCUGUGCGCCGAGGGGCUGGGCAGCCUCCUGGCCGGGCUGCUGGGCGCCGCGGGGGGCACGGCCGCCAGCAUCGCCAACGCCUGCGCCGGCGGCCUCACGCAGGACGGCUCUCGCCUCUCGGUGCAGGUCAGCGCGCUGGCGUGCGUGGCGCUGGGCAUGUCCCCGCGGCUGGCGGGGCUCCUCACCCGCAUCCCGCUGGCGGUGCACGGUGGGGUGCUCUGCGUCACCUACGCUGUGGCCGUGGGCACGGGGAUCUCCUACUUCCAGUACGCCGACAUCGACUCCGGGAGGAACAUCUUCAUCGUCGGCUUCACCAUGUUCAUGGCCCUGCUGGUGCCGCGGUGGCUCGGCGCGGCUCCGGCACGCUUGGCCACAGGCUGGGCGCCCCUGGACCUCCUCUUCCUCUCCCUGCUCACGGUUCCUGUCUUUAUAACCGGCUUCUUGUCCUUCUUCCUGGAGAACACGGUCUCAGGAACCCCGGAGGAGCGAGGGCUGCCGCAGAAAGGCGGGGCUGGCGAUGGAGAGAGGGGCGAAGCCAGCCCCGUGUACGGGCUGCCCGCCGGGCUGAGCAGGCUGCUGCCCUCCUGCAAAGCCUUCCCCUGCUGCUUCCUCUGCCCGGGGCGCGAGGAGGAGGAGGAAGAGGAGAAGGAGGAGGAGGAGGAAGAUGAAGAGGAUGGCUGCCGUGCGGCCGAGGAGGGGAUUGUUGCCGCAGGGGAAGGGACACGGCUGCUCCUGAAGCCCGGCACCGGGGAGGCGCAGGACAGAGAGCCAGGCCAGGCGGAGACGCUUGCAUGGCACACGGGGGCCUGACCCGGGGUGGGGGGGGACACACCUCGUGGGGGGACCUGAGCCGUCCCUCCAAGGCAGCUCGAAAGCCUCUCCACUCAAUUUCUGAAGCCUCAGGAGAGACCCGCACUUUCACACUCCCGUCACAGACCUCAUCUCCCUGCUUUGUUAGGGAGCUAUAAAAACCUUCAACCAACUUUGCCCUGGGGGUUUCCUUUCCAGCCAGGGCUCCAUCUUCACCCCGUGGAUGCUGUCACCCUACGGAUGCUGCUGGGGAAGGGCUCGGUGCUUUGGGCAGCCCCAAAGGGGCCGUGGAGCCCAGCCUCUGCCUUCCUGCUAGCACCUUGUAAGGCAGGGAGCAACGCCCGGGGCGAGGCAUUGCCCCUCGUGUACCCGUGCCAGGGCGCUGGGAUCUGGUGUUGAGGGGGGGGGCACAGGGUUUUGCUGCUCAUCUCCCACACCACCCAGCCUGCUCCCAAACUUGGCCAUGCAGCCAAGAGCGCGGCGUCCGCCGCCUGGCUCUGCUGGGCGAGGGACGGAGCCCCCCCCCCCCGCCCCAUGCACCCGGAGCCCAGCCACCCACACCAAGCCCUUCCUUAGCAGCAGCAGCGCAAGCCAAAGCGCGGCUGCACUCCACAGCUCUUUGCACAGCGUCAGGGGGGCUGCCGGAGAGGGACAAGCUGCCACGGGCCCCUCUCCUCUCCCACGGCCACGCGGCCAGGCCCUGACCGUCCUGGGGAAGCGGCGAGCCGUGCCCGUUUUCCCGUGCCGGUGACAAGCGUGGCACUACGC
Cygnus olor (mute swan) is the source of this 2340-nucleotide messenger RNA. It is a transcript of the gene SLC23A3, whose product is annotated as solute carrier family 23 member 3. The record is from RefSeq and is a predicted model, not a curated record. NCBI's taxonomy places the organism in Eukaryota, Metazoa, Chordata, Aves, Anseriformes, Anatidae. Gene Ontology annotation, biological process: transmembrane transport. The transcript is spliced from 10 exons. Gene Ontology annotation, molecular function: transmembrane transporter activity. Gene Ontology annotation, cellular component: membrane. The annotation marks the transcript as partial.